AUGGACGAAACUCCAGUUAAUUUCAUUUUCCUUAACGGCAUGGUAUUGGCAAAUGUCGGCGCCGAAGUUACAGCGCAUUUACCAAACGAUUACAAGCAAAGCUUUUCUGCAAUCUGCACUAUUUCACUUGAUUGCAAAAUCUUUCCGCCAAUUUUCCUUGCCGAAGGAAAGACGGAGCGUUGCCAUCAACAAUUCACUGGAAUAAAUUCCAGAUACGACUAUCAUAUCAUGCAUUCUGGUGGAAAUACCAACAGAGAGUUCAUGAUUAAGUAUCUGGAAAAAGUGCAAGAAUGGGCUAAUAACGAACCUUGCGCUUUGAUUUUGGAUAGAUACAGAUCACAUAUAACUGAUCAAGUCCAAGCAAAAGCAGCCGAACUUAACAUCCAGCUGAUCUUUGUCCCGAAAUCAGGAACAGAUUUGUAUCAGAAAUUUGCAUCGUAG
Messenger RNA from Trichomonas vaginalis G3, 441 nucleotides. RefSeq names its product DNA binding. Lineage: Eukaryota; Parabasalia; Trichomonadida; Trichomonadidae. Gene Ontology annotation, molecular function: nucleic acid binding. The record is from RefSeq and is a predicted model, not a curated record. The transcript has a single exon. Bases 1 to 441 code for a protein of 146 amino acids.